UACGUCGAGCGGACGUGGUAACGUCCUUUCUGUCGCGGACUGCCAUCAUGGUGUUCAAACGCUACGUCGAGAUAGGCCGCGUCGCCUACGUCUCCUUCGGACCCCACGCCGGCAAGCUGGUGGCCAUCGUAGAUGUCAUCGACCAAAACAGGGCUCUGGUUGAUGGUCCCUGCACAGGCGUGAGGAGGCAAGCCAUGCCUUUUAAGUGUAUGCAGCUCACUGACUAUGUAAUCAAAGUACCACACAGUACCCGUCAGAAGUUUGUGAGGAAGGCUUGGGAGAAGGCCCAAGUAAAUGAGAAGUGGGAACAAAGCAGCUGGGCCAAGAAGAUCGAGGCCAGAAAGAAGAGGGCGAAAAUGAGUGAUUUUGAUCGCUACAAGGUGAUGAAGGCCAAGAGAGUGAGGAACAAGAUCAUCAAGCAUGAAGUGAAGAAGCUUCAGAAGGAGGCGGCAAAAAAGUGAUUUCUUCCCACCAAUAAAACCCUCUUUUGAGUUA
Molecule: messenger RNA, 495 nt
Organism: Lampris incognitus (smalleye Pacific opah)
Lineage: Eukaryota; Metazoa; Chordata; Actinopteri; Lampriformes; Lampridae
Gene: rpl14
Product: ribosomal protein L14
Exons: 6
Coding region: 48-461 (137 amino acids)
Biological process (GO): ribosomal large subunit biogenesis; translation
Cellular component (GO): ribosome; cytosolic large ribosomal subunit
Molecular function (GO): RNA binding; structural constituent of ribosome
Source: RefSeq, a predicted model, not a curated record